Messenger RNA from Cetraspora pellucida, 620 nucleotides. Lineage: Eukaryota; Fungi; Glomeromycota; Glomeromycetes; Diversisporales; Gigasporaceae. The record is from the annotation of a GenBank genome assembly.
AUGUAUCGCUAUGCUAUUGUUGCGUGUAAUAAUUGUCGAAAGUCUAAAUCCGCAUGUUCUGGAGAACCAAAUUGUCCGAGAUGUAAAUGGAAAGGUCUCACUUGUAUAUUCAAUGAGCAAAGUAUACGUAAGCGAGAGCGUUCAUCCAAAGCCAUAACAAAUAUAAUAACUAAUAAAGAUAGAUUUCAAUGUGUGUAUAAGUCUGGCAAUAUUAAAAAUAAAAAACUUGAUGAAUCGUUGGAUUUUUUUCACAAGAUAAAUCAUGAAUUUCUUUCAAUAUGUAGUAGUGGAAAUAAAGUGAUCGAUGAAUUUCUGACUUUAAAAGGGGAUCAAUUCAUAUGGAUUCCAUAUAAUCUUUUUCGAGAUAUUCAAUAUUUAUCCGAAGGUGGUUUCAGCAUGGUAUAUAAAGCUAAAUGGAAACAAAAUGAUAUUGUUCUCAAAAGUCUUUAUAAUUCCAAUGAUAUUAAUAUUGAAUUUUUGAAAGAAGUAGAAUCUCUUAAAAAAUUCAAAAAUCAUAAGGGUUAUGUUUCUGGUGGAAAUUUAUACGAUUAUUUGAAAAAAUCUUAUAAAAGACUUACUUGGAAAAAUAAAAUCAAGUUGUUACGGGAUAUUGCAAAAAG